ACUCUUUCAUUCCUCGUGCUAUACGCCAUUCUUGCCCUCUAUUCCCCAUUCUGUACGAUUUUUAACCCCUAGGUUUAGCUUCCAGCCGUUGCCGUCAACGACAACAAUGGCGUCCGCAGAUGUCGAAUACAGAUGCUUCGUCGGCGGGCUCAACUGGGCCACCGAUGACCAAGCCCUGGAGCGUGCCUUUUCUACCUACGGCGAGAUCCUCGGAUCGAAGAUUAUCAACGACCGCGAGACUGGUAGGUCAAGGGGCUUCGGAUUCGUGACCUUCAGCAAUGAGCAGUCGAUGAGGGAUGCGAUAGAGGGGAUGAACGGCCAGGAUCUCGACGGCCGUAACAUAACCGUGAACGAGGCUCAGUCCCGCGGGGGAGGUGGUGGCGGUUACAGCCGGGGAGGUGGUGGAGGAUACGGUGGCGGAGGAUACGGCGGCGGAGGUGGACGCCGUGAAAGUGGAGGUGGGUACAGCCGUGGAGGAGGCAGCGGAGGAGGCUACGGUGGCAAUGGGCGUGACCGUGGGUACGGGAGCGGCGGCGGCGGCGGGGGUCCAGAUACUCCAGGGGCGGUGAAAGUGGGGACUGGAGGAGCUAGAGGCUAGUCUACUAUUCGACUUUAGGGUCAAUAGGUGGUGAUGGGCUUUGGUUAUGGGUAGUGUUAUGUUUUUAAAUUCGGAUUUGGUUCUCUUUAGUUAAUGUAUCCUGAACUGAAAUUAGCUUUUAAUCGCAUGAGGUAUUCUACG
Juglans microcarpa x Juglans regia is the source of this 739-nucleotide messenger RNA. RefSeq names its product glycine-rich RNA-binding protein GRP1A-like. The record is from RefSeq and is a predicted model, not a curated record. Gene Ontology annotation, molecular function: RNA binding. NCBI's taxonomy places the organism in Eukaryota, Viridiplantae, Streptophyta, Magnoliopsida, Fagales, Juglandaceae.